Messenger RNA from Pan troglodytes (chimpanzee), 1369 nucleotides. RefSeq names its product chromosome 6 C6orf163 homolog (gene C6H6orf163). NCBI's taxonomy places the organism in Eukaryota, Metazoa, Chordata, Mammalia, Primates, Hominidae. Bases 313 to 1302 code for a protein of 329 amino acids. The record is from RefSeq and is a predicted model, not a curated record. The transcript has 5 exons.
GUCUUACCUAGCAACAGUUGCCAAGUAAGUUAACAACUUAAUGCUAGAGUCUGGGAAGGAGCAACUGCUUAAAUCUUCCCAAAUCUGGUGCCCAUACCUUCUGUGGCAGGGGCUUUUAGCACCAUUCUUUAAUGUUAGACACAUAACCACUACCUAAUCAUGUGAACCAUUUAAUCCUUACCAGCCUCUAGCAUUAUCCUAAAACCUGAACCUCUUCCAGCUUUCUUAAACUUUCAGCUUUUCUUGAAACGACUUUUUCUGAUUCUAAGAUUAUUUUAACUGUAAAUAGGAGAAGACAUCUGAAAUUUAACUAUGAUCAGAAAUUCAGAUUACAAAAACUUUGUUUGCUGUGCUGUUUGUAAUAAAAUAAUUCCAGCAGCCCCUUUUGGAAAAACCUUCAAACGGAUCCAUGAAUACAAGCCACUUAAGACACGCUUUUACACUCACAAAGACAUUCUAGAUAUUGGGGCAAAUAUUCUGAAAAAAGAAGAGCAGUUUCAAGAAGAUAUACUCAGAGAACACAUUGCGAAAGCAGAAGCUGAAGUAUGGGCUCAGGCUAAUGAACGUCAAAAACAAGCAGUGGAGAAAGCACUUGAAGAAGCAAAUGACAGACACAAAAUUGAAAUUCAGAUUUUGAAAGAGGAACAUCAGAAAGAUUUACAGGAAGUGACAGCUAAAACUAAGACAGAGAUGUAUCAAAACAUGGAUGACGAAAUGAAGAGAGAGCACUUGGCUGCAGAACAGCGCAUGGUCCACAGAAUCCAAAGGAUUAUGAUGGAAUGCCACAGAGAGAAGGUCGAAGCUGUGGAGAAAGCCAGGGCUGAAGAAAGACACAUUGCCCAGGAAGCAAUCCAGGCCCAGAAAAGCAAAGCCGUGGAGGAAAUUGUGAAUACUGGUGUCACAGUUAUUAAGGAUGAGAAGACCAGUGUGGCCCGACUGAUGAGGGAAAAAGAACAUGAAAUGAACAUCCUCUAUGGCAUAGCUCAGAGGCAGAGGCAAGAAGAGGUACAGGAAGUGCUUCAAGAAGCAGAGAAAACACAUCAGGCCACUCUUGGCAAUAUGAUGGAUAAACUGGCUAACACCCAGGGGGAGCUGCUGUCUAUAGCAAAACAACUGGGAAUCAUGACAAAUUGGAAAGAUUUCCUAGAGGAGGAAUUACAGGAAACCAGGAUGGCAUUUCAAAAAUACAUCAAUUAUACCUUUCCUAAGCUUUCACCAGGACAUGCAGAUUUUAUUCUGCCAGAAAGAAAGAAAACACCUUCUAAUCUUGUUAUUAAGGAGAACAAAACAACUCUUGAUUAGAAGUCUUCAGUUGGAAUUUCACUACAAAAGACAUCAUUCCAGACUAAAUAAAUGUACUCAAAAACCA